CAUCGCCAUCGGAUCCCCCCUUCUUCCCCUCCUCCUCUGGGGAUUUUUCUCGAAAUUAGAGCGCAACACUGAGGGCACUUGUGCGAGAGCCAUCGCUAGCUGUCCCUCUUCACUAUACCUGACUCCCUUUUGGCCGUGUAUCUUUCUUUCUUUUUCUUUCUUUCUUUCUUUCUUUGAAGUUGAUUUAAUAAUAAGUGGAUGGAGGAGGUGGAGGACAACAACAACGACGAAGAGAGAUGAGAUCGGACUGGGAUCUUGACGACUUCUGGAGGCCCGUCGUCGACUCCGACGAGGGGAGCCGAGCUCGAGGAUCUUCUCCUCGCUUCCCCGCUCAAAGCUAGGGUUUGUGCCGACUCCGAUGACGGAGCAGCAACAGGAGGAGGAGGACGAGGCAUCUCCUUCGCUGAUGUUUACGCCUUGGGAUUCAUCGCCAGCCAUGAUCAUGAUGGGAAGGGAGUCGGGGAAAGGCAAAGAAAAGGGAAUAUAUGCAGGGAUGAUAUGCUGGGCAGCCAUGAAAGUGGUGGUCAAACGACAGGAACAACCCAGAUAUGGUCUCAGAAUCACACUACAACAACUCCCCGCAAGCAUUCUAGCAUCUCAGCAAACCUCGAAUCUCAGUCUUCCUUGUGUACUGGGAGCCCAACUUCAUCUCUAAAGCCUAAAGGUCAUGUAGAAAUCCAGACACCUGCAGCAGGAGGAGGAGGCACCAGUGGUUCGGAACAAUCAGAUGACGAGUAUUCCUUGGAGAUAGAUGCUGGCUCAUGUGACAACCCUAAUGUUACUGAUUUGAAACGCAUGAGAAGGAUGGUGUCUAAUCGUGAAUCUGCAAGAAGGUCGAGAAAGAGAAAGCAGGCACAUCUAGCUGAUCUUGAGCUGCAGGUUGAUCAGCUAAGGGGAGAAAACGCUUCGUUAUAUAAACAGCUGACAGAUGCGAAUCAUGAAUUUGGUGAUGCAGUCACUGACAACAGGGUGCUCAAAUCGGACGUGGAAGCUCUGAGGGUAAAGGUGAAGAUGGCAGAGGACCUGGUAACGAGAGGGUCGCUAACAUGUAGCCUAGACCAUCUCCUCCAAACCCAAAUAGCAGUGCCUCCAAACCCACCUGCUCUCACAAAUCUGCACUCGUCACCAGUAACUGGGCAGGUUCAAGCUAUGGGACUGAACCAGAGCUCCCCACUGCAGAGCAUUACAACAAGCUUGGACAACAUAGAGAGUAGACUUUCAACCGAGAUCACCAGUUGCGCUUGGUCCUGGGACUCCCAUACAACACCUAAUGUUAAUAUGUCCAAGCAAUUCUAGAACACAACAUGUCCAAUAAGAUGAUAUUUUUGGUGACUUGGUAUUUAUUGCUAGUGUGCUAAAGAUCGUCUGUAUGAAGAAUCGUAUCUGGGGCUCUAGCUCCUUAAUUAGAAGUGAUAAUUACAAAAAGGCUGGAACAGUUGGGGUUGUAAGGCAGCUUAUUAUUACUACUGCAUCUGGAAGAUA
Molecule: messenger RNA, 1482 nt
Organism: Asparagus officinalis (garden asparagus)
Lineage: Eukaryota; Viridiplantae; Streptophyta; Magnoliopsida; Asparagales; Asparagaceae
Product: basic leucine zipper 9
Exons: 7
Coding region: 499-1296 (265 amino acids)
Biological process (GO): regulation of DNA-templated transcription
Molecular function (GO): DNA-binding transcription factor activity
Source: RefSeq, a predicted model, not a curated record